AUGGAACUGCAAGUGAUUCAGCUGGAUCAAGAAAAACUGAGCUGUUCCAUCUGCUUGGAUCUUCUUAAGGAUCCAGUCACCAUCCCCUGUGGGCACAGCUACUGCAUGGGCUGUAUCAGAAACUACUGGGAUGAGAAUGAAAUGCACAACUGCCCUCAGUGCAGGCAGACUUUCAUACCGAGGCCUGUCCUGGUGAAAAACACCAUUUUAGCUGAGUUAGUGGAGAACCUAAAGAAAGCAGCACUUCCAGCAGCUUCACUGCAUCAUUCCUAUGCUGGACCUGGAGAUGUGGCCUGUGAUUUCUGUUCUGGGAAGAAGCUGAAAGCUUUCAAGUCUUGUCUGGUGUGUAUGGCCUCUUACUGUGAGCUGCACCUUCAGCCUCACUACAACAUAGCUCCUUUAAAGAAACACAACCUCAUCAAAGCCACUUCAAAGCUUCAGGAGAACAUCUGCAAUCUCCACGAUGAGGUGAUGAGGAUUUUCUGUCGCACUGAUCAGCAGUGUAUCUGUUAUCUCUGUUUAAUGGAUGAACACAAAGGCCAUGUCUCAGUGUCAGCUGCAGCAGAGAGAGCUGAGAGGCAGAAAGAACUGGCAGGAAAUCAGCAAAAAAUCCAACAGAGAAUCCAGGACAGAGAGAAAGAUGUGAAGAUACUUCUGGAGGAGGUGGAGACUAUGAAUUGUUCUGCUGAAAAAGCUUUGAAGGAAAGUGAGGAGAUGUUCAAAGACUUGAUCAGACUCGUUCAGAAAAAAAGCUCUGAGGUGAAGAAGAUGAUCAAAUCCAAGCAGAAAAGUGAAGAGAGUCGAGUCAGAGAGCUUCAGGAGAAGAUAGAGCAGGAGAUCCGAGAGCUGAGGAGGAGAGACACUGAACUGCAGCAGCUCUCACUGACAGAGGAUCACCUCCAUUUUCUAAACAGCUACUCCUCACUGUCACAUCUGAGUGAAUCUACAAACAUACCCACCACCAACAACCUCACUCUGCAGUACUUUGAGGAUGUAACACCAGCUGUAUCAAAGCUCAGAGAUAAACUGCAGGCAGCUCUGAGUGAAGAGCCUUCAAAGACCUGGCUGAAAAUUACUGAAGUGGCUCCAACAGAGCCUUUAACCAGACCUGAGUUUUUGAAAUACGCCUGUCGAAUCACACUGGAUCCAAACACUGCAAAUCCAUAUUUAUUUCUCUCUAUGAACAACAGAAAGGCAACACUGAUGCAAGUCGCACAGUUGGUUUCUGUUCAUCCAGAAAGGUUCUUGCAGUGGUGGCAGGUGAUGAGUUCUGAUGCUUUGACUGGAUGUUGUUACUGGGAGGUGAAGUGGCAUGGUAAAGUUUUAAUUGCAGUUGCAUACAAAGACAUUAGCAGAACAGGAAACAGGAUUAAAUGUGGAUUUGGAAAUAAUGAGAAAUCGUGGGCAUUAGAAUGUCAGACUGGUUUUUAUAUAUUCAGACACAACAACCUUACCACUUACAUCUCAGGCCCCCAGUCCUCCAGAGUGGGAGUACAUUUGGAUCACAAGGCAGGUAUUCUGUCUUUCUACAGUGUCACUCAAACCAUGAAUCUCCUCCACAGAGUCCAGACCAGGUUCACUCAGCCUCUCUAUGCUGGAUUUUGGCUUCCAGUAUUUGUUGGAGACACUGUUGAGUUGUGUGAAUUAAAGUAG
Archocentrus centrarchus (flier cichlid) is the source of this 1653-nucleotide messenger RNA. RefSeq names its product E3 ubiquitin/ISG15 ligase TRIM25-like. The record is from RefSeq and is a predicted model, not a curated record. Gene Ontology annotation, molecular function: protein binding; zinc ion binding. The transcript has a single exon. The coding region runs from base 1 to 1653 and encodes 550 amino acids. NCBI's taxonomy places the organism in Eukaryota, Metazoa, Chordata, Actinopteri, Cichliformes, Cichlidae.